AUGGCCGCAAUCGCUAUCUCCCCGUCUUUUGCUGCGAUUCCACUUCGCCAUGGCAUUUCAGCCCUUCCGAAGCGCCCGGGUAUUAUCCCAGCUCCGUAUAAUACUGGCAAGGAGUUCCCCUACUCGCCACCGAGGGACGAGAGCCGCUACUGCUACGUUCAGCCGGGAUCGCCCAACGGCACGACCCGCGACGACGCGCCCGGGAUCUUCAAGGCUUUCCAAGAUUGCAACGGUGGAGGUACAAUUGUCCUCGAUCAAUCAUACCUGAUUGGAUCACCUCUAGACCUCACUUUCCUUCAGCAUGUGGACAUUAUCAUCACCGGAGAAGUGGCCUUCGACGACAGUGAUGUUUACUACUGGGCACGUAACAGCUUUAAGUAUGACUUCCAGAACAUGUCUUCUUUCUGGAAGAUUGGGGGAGAGGAUAUCAACAUCUACGGUGACCUGAGCAACAAUCGUUCUGUGAUCAACGGUCGUGGUCAGACAUACUGGGAGGAGCUCUCCAGGAACAGCACACUGCUGAGACCCAUGCUUUUUGUGCUCGAGGGAGUAAAGGGCGUGACGAUGUCCAAUCUGCGCAUGCGCAAUCCACCAAAUUGGUUCAACAUGAUCGCCAACGCAACAGAUGUCAUCAUCAGCAACAUGAACCUCGUAGCCGCCAGCAGCGGCGGGGUAAAAAUUGCAAAUUCGGACGGCUGGGAUACAUACCGCUCCGAUCGCGUCGUCAUCCAGGACUCGGUCAUCAUCAAUACGGAUGAUUGCGUGUCGUUCAAGCCGAACAGUACCAACGUCGUCGUGCAGAAUCUCGACUGCACUGGCUCGCACGGGAUCAGCGUGGGGUCACUUGGCCAGUAUAAGGGCCAGACGGAUAUUGUCGAGGAUCUAUACAUUUAUAACAUCUCCAUGGCUGACGCCAGCGACGCAGCCCGCAUCAAGGUCUGGCCCGGCGUGGAAACCGCGUUCCAAGACCUCCUGAAUGGUGGUGGCGGGCUGGGCCGUGUGCGGAACGUGACUUACGAUACUUUCUAUCAUGAUAACAACGACAGGGCAAUCACUAUCACGCAGUGUUAUGGGCAGAAAAACCAGACGCUGUGUAAUGAAUUUCCAGCCAACUUGACCAUCUCCGAUAUAACGAUGAAGAACUUUUGGGGCACCACAUCAACAAAGUUGGACCCGGAAGCCGGAUCCCUCGUUUGCAGUGCGUCAGAUCGCUGCAGCAAUAUCGUAGCGCAGAACAUAUCUGUCAACGUACCCAGCGGAGAAGCUCCAGUAUACGAAUGUUCAAAUGUCGAUCCUGAGUUGUUAGACGUGACUUGUGUAGCUCCAGAGGGCGACAGGGAUACUGGAAGCGGAUAG
Molecule: messenger RNA, 1356 nt
Organism: Diaporthe amygdali
Lineage: Eukaryota; Fungi; Ascomycota; Sordariomycetes; Diaporthales; Diaporthaceae
Exons: 5
Coding region: 1-1356 (451 amino acids)
Biological process (GO): carbohydrate metabolic process
Molecular function (GO): polygalacturonase activity
Source: RefSeq, a predicted model, not a curated record